AACCCUAUUAAUAUGCUAUUAAUUGAAACGACGCUGUUUUUAUUCGUUUCAACUUUCUUCGCAACGCGCUCCAUUUUGUUUUCUUUACGACUCCGUUUCUAGCACCGCCAUUCUUCUUAGCCACCGCGUCGUCGCUUCUGCUGUAGUCGAUCUCUACAUCAUACAGGCCAACACAGUGAGGCAAGCCCUCGCCAUCCUUUGUAUAAAUGGCGUUGAGAAUAGGGAUGCUCAAGACCGCAGUUGGUAAGUACGGGUGCACGUUGUCGCUCUUGAGAUGGGCUCACAUCGCAUCAAUGCCUUCACCGUUGGAUGGCUCCCUCCAACGCACGACGGCACCUCCAGAUAUGGUUUUGCCAGAGUUCGAUACGAACCCAGAUAACGUCAAUAGCAGCUACAGGAACAACUUAGAGUGUGGGUUCCCGAGUUUCUCCUUCGGUGGAUCCAUAGAAGUGAUGGCUGUCCCUAAAAAGAAGGUGUCUCCCCAUAAGAGAGGCAUAAGAAAUGGACCAAAGGCUUUGAAACCAACACCAGUUAUUAUUCGUUGCAGGAGUUGUGGUAGAAUCAAGCUGCCACACUUUUACUGUUGCAGUGGUGACAGAGGGAAAGCUGGUGAGCAAAAUAACUAAACAAGGAGCUUUUAAUUACCUGCCAGCUGAGAUUAGUGAACUAUGAAGUUCAAUAAGUAGGUUUUUCUUGUCAAUGGUUGAAACUUUAUCCGAUUAUCAGCAAUUUGAAUUGACUUUUUGUGGGAAUUUCAAUUGCAUUUUGCUACUAUAUUAUCUACUAGUUUUUUUCA
Hevea brasiliensis (rubber tree) is the source of this 796-nucleotide messenger RNA. RefSeq lists its product as uncharacterized. The coding region runs from base 207 to 626 and encodes 139 amino acids. The record is from RefSeq and is a predicted model, not a curated record. Gene Ontology annotation, molecular function: structural constituent of ribosome. Lineage: Eukaryota; Viridiplantae; Streptophyta; Magnoliopsida; Malpighiales; Euphorbiaceae. Gene Ontology annotation, cellular component: mitochondrial large ribosomal subunit. Gene Ontology annotation, biological process: translation. The transcript has 3 exons.